GAUUCUCCACUCUCCUUUGUUGGAAAAGUUGCAGUCAUGUUACCAAUCCAGUUACUAAUCACCGACCUUGUGGGUUCUCUUGGCAAAGAAAAAGUUGAGAAAGUUACAUUGACUUGCUUUCUUAGUCUUCCAAGUCGCAAAGCACAAUUUUCUUUCCUUCACUUUCCUUUUCUUUCUUGUCCUGCAGAACCGAUUGAAGCAAAGAGAGCAAGGAAAAUGGCUGAGAGUAUUAUCACCUUCUUCAUAGAGAAGCUAUCCGAUUUGAUCACCCGUGAAGCAAACUUCCUUACUGGAGUGGAUGAGCAGAUCAAUUCACUUCGUAAUGAGCUUGAAUGGAUACGUUCUCUCUUGAAAGAUGCAGAUGGAAUAUGCAAAGAUAAUGAAAGAGUAAGGCUCUGGGUGAAUCAAGUAAGAAGCAUCUCUUAUGAUGCUGAAACUGUUAUUGAUGAAUUUAUCUUCAAAGUAGAGCGGCAACGGCAAAGAGGAAGGAGAGGUAUUGGACGCAUUGGGUCCUUAUGUAAUUGUCAUAGUGGCACCAGCCAAUUGAAGCUCCUUCAUGACUUGGGCAAUCAGAUUGAACAGAUCAAAAAGAGGAUUGAAGAAGUUUCAGUCAACAAAUCAAAAUAUGGAAUUGAAGCUUUACAGAUUGGAGAACCAUCUUCAAGUUCCUCACAACAAAGCUUAUCGCGGAGGCAGAGAAGGACCCCUGUGGUGGAGGAAGUAGAUGUGGUGGGAAUUGAAGAUGAAGCAGAAAUACUAGUGAGGCAGCUGAUCCAAAGAGAGCUACGACUUUCUAUCCUUUCAAUUGUUGGUAUGGGUGGUUUAGGGAAGACCACUCUCGCAAAGAAAGUCUAUAACAGCAAUGAAGUUAGUAGGCAUUUUGAGUGUCGUGCUUGGAUUUACAUGUCUCAAGAAUACAAUAUUAAAGAGCUGUUGGAGAGCCUCCUAAAUCAAGUUGCUGAGCUCAAUGAAAGGCAUCAAAGGGAAGUAACUCAGAUGAGCGAACAAAAUUUGCAAAGGCUGCUGUUUGGGUACUUAAAGGAAAGGAGAUACCUGGUGGUAGUUGAUGACAUUUGGAGUAAAGAUGCUUGGGACAGUUUGAAAGUUGUUUUCCCUGAAGCAACAACAGGAAGUAGAGUAAUGCUUACUACUCGAAAUAAAGAGGUUGCACUUCAUGCAGAUAUGGAGAACAUUCCCCAUGAAUUGCGAUUUUUAAGCAAAGAUGAGUGCUGGACAUUGUUUUGUAAGAAAGCUUUGCCUAAGAAUGUUCCACUUGUUUUGUCUCCAGAGUUGCAGAAAGUAGGAAGAGACAUUGCUGCUAAAUGUGGAGGUUUACCUCUCGCUGUUGUUGUACUGGGUGGAUUAUUAUCGAGGAAAGAUAGAAUCCCAAGUGAGUGGGCCAAAGUACUCAAGCGUAUCAAUGGGAAAUUUUGUGAAGGCCAUGAUCAGAUCACAAGAAUACUAGCUCUAAGCUAUGAUGAUCUGCCUUACUACUUGAAAUCAUGCUUCCUCUGUUUAGGUGUUUUCCCUGAAGACCAUGAAAUACAUGUAAGGAAAUUAAUUCAGCUAUGGGUUGCAGAGGGACUUGUACAACAGAGAGGCAAUGAAACAAUGGAGGAAGUAGCAGAAGACUAUUUGGAGGAGCUGAUUGGUCGUUGUAUGCUUCAAUCGUCAAGGAGAUCCAGUGUUGGGAUUAGAACAUGUCGCAUCCAUGAUAUGCUACGGAAUCUCUCCAUAUCAGAGGCCAUGGAAGACAAGUUUCUUGAUGUUCGCCAAAUUACAGACUUUGAAUCCCCGGUUCGAACACAUCGACUGAUUGUUUAUGGCGAUCUUCGUAAGUAUAUCUCCUUAAACCAUAACUGUCCAACACGAUAUCUUCGAUCUUUCUUGUGCCAUGCCAUGCAUGUAUAUUAUGAAGAAUUGGGCCGAAAACACUGGAGAUUUCUUUGUGGUGGUUUUAGGUUACUCAGGGUGUUGGAUAUCCCACAGAUGGGAAUCACUAAUUUGCCAAAUGAAAUAGGUGAAAUGAUUCAUUUGAGGUACUUGGGGUUGAAAGGUAAUUUCUUAACAAGUCUCCCAAAUACCAUAUGCAAUCUUAUCAACCUACAAACACUUGACAUAAAACCUACCUAUGUAUUGGCUCCUUGCUGUCAAGAUAUACCCAGUAUUAUCAGUGAGAUGAUUCAAUUAAGACAUCUACACAUGAACUGGGGGAAGAUAUUAGGCUCAUCAAGAAUUGGAAAUCUAAGGAACCUACAAACUUUGUCACGCAUAGAAGCAGGCAGUUGGAUUGAGAAUGGCUUGGCCCAGUUGACAAAUCUUCGAAAACUGGUAGUACGAGGGGUCUUAAAUUCACACAGGGAGGCAUUGUCAAAUUCUAUUGUCUGUUUAGAGAACCUCCAAUCCUUGUGUUUGGCAACUGAUGAAAACAUUGUCUUUCCAAGCUUGACAUUCUCAAAUCAUGUUCAUCUUUAUAAGCUGCAAAUGCUUGGAAGGUUAGAGAAGCUACCAGACUUGCAUGGGUUCCCUCAAAACAUCACUCACUUGAACUUGCAGGGUUCCUGUUUGAUGCAGGACCCAAUGGCAACACUAGAGAAGCUGGCACAUUUACGAACUCUUGUAUUGGGUGGUGAAGUGUACAAGGGAAAGACACUAGUCUGUUCUGCAGGAGGGUUUCUUGAGCUUCAAGAAUUGGAACUUGUGGCCUUAAAAGAAAUAGAGGAAUGGAGGGUAGAGGAAGGGGCAAUGUCCAGCAUCAAGCGUGUGAAACUCUUUGGUUGCUUUUACCUGAAGAUGUUUCCUGAAGGGUUUCAGUAUUUGACCACACUCAAGGAAUUGGAAAUAAUCGCGAUGCCUCUUAAAAAUAGGAUUCUCCCAGAAAAUAUGGGAGAGGAGUUGUACAAGAUCCAACAUGUACCAUCGGUUGUUAUAAAGGACGUUUAUGUUCGAGGACCGAGACCCUAUUGAGAUUGUCAUCUGAUUCUGAAAGAGGAACUAAUGCAAGUAAGUUUUCACACUCAUGUAGUGAUUCCCAGUCAAUCUAGUUCUUAUGUGUUUGCAUUGAAUGGAUCUAAGGGUUCUGUUAGUGGUGCAGUGUCAUCCAUGUCUAGUAUCUUUGUUUUCCAACAUGUAGCUGUCUUGAAUGAAGAUGUAAUGAGGUUGUAUUAGUAAUGAAUAAAAUAGUUAUCUAUUUACCCA
Macadamia integrifolia is the source of this 3198-nucleotide messenger RNA. RefSeq names its product probable disease resistance RPP8-like protein 4. Lineage: Eukaryota; Viridiplantae; Streptophyta; Magnoliopsida; Proteales; Proteaceae. Gene Ontology annotation, molecular function: ADP binding. The coding region runs from base 37 to 2967 and encodes 976 amino acids. The record is from RefSeq and is a predicted model, not a curated record. The transcript has a single exon. Gene Ontology annotation, biological process: defense response to other organism.